CCCCUGUGGCUCCUCUGCCGCCCCUCCGGCUUUACAUUCGGCAACCACGACAUGUACUGGGUUCGCCAGAGCCCCGGGAAGGGGCUGGAAUGGCUCGCUGGGAUUGGUAAAAGUGGUGGCACCCACUAUGCGCCGUCGUUGAAGGGUCGAUUCACCAUCGCCAGGGACAACGGGCAGAGCUCGCCCCUGUGGCUCCUCUGCCGCCCCUCCGGCUUCACCUUCGGCAGCUACAACAUGUACUGGGUGCGCCAGAGCCCCGGGAAGGGGCUGGAAUGGCUCGCUGGGAUCACCAACAAGGGUGGUUUCACCUACUACGCGCUGUCGGUGAAGGGCCGGUUCAGCAUGGCCAGGGACAACGGGCAGAGCUCGGUGACGCUGCAGAUGAACAACCUCAGGGACGAGGAUUCCGCCACCUAUUUCUGUGCCAAAGCUGCUGGACCCCUGUGGCUCCUCUGCUGCCCCUCCGGCUUCACAUUCGGCAGCUACACCAUGAUCUGGGUGCGCCAGAGCCCCGGGAAGGGGCUGGAAUUUGUUGCUGGGAUCAACAGCAAUGGUGGUUACACCGAGUACGCGCCGUCGAGCCCCGGGAAGGGGCUGGAAUGGCUCGCUGGGAUCAGCAGCAGUGGUAGUUACACCUACUACGCGCCGUCGGUGAAGGGCCGAUUCACCAUCGCCAGGGACAACGGGCAGAGCUCGGUGACGCUGCAGAUGAACAAC
Empidonax traillii (willow flycatcher) is the source of this 717-nucleotide messenger RNA. Its product is annotated as immunoglobulin gamma-1 heavy chain-like. Gene Ontology annotation, biological process: B cell receptor signaling pathway; phagocytosis, engulfment; phagocytosis, recognition. Gene Ontology annotation, cellular component: external side of plasma membrane; immunoglobulin complex, circulating; blood microparticle. The transcript has 4 exons. NCBI's taxonomy places the organism in Eukaryota, Metazoa, Chordata, Aves, Passeriformes, Tyrannidae. The record is from RefSeq and is a predicted model, not a curated record. Gene Ontology annotation, molecular function: antigen binding; immunoglobulin receptor binding. The annotation marks the transcript as partial.